UCUUUUAUUACAUAAUGCCGCCUUUUGAAACCUCACCUCGUCGUCGGAUGCGGAGGAUGACUGAGAAUUAUCGAUUAGACGUCUUGUUCGACUUAAUUGACACACAGGUACCUAUCCUGGUUUCGGAAGAUCACCUUCGUACGACAUCCCAACGCAAGUCAGCCAACCCAAAGGAGGAAGUUCAGGUGGAAAAGAGGCACGCGACAUGACGGAUGAAGAACAACCCCGGCGAGCCGCCGCCGAGCAUACCUCGGAGACGACGCCUCUGCUCAAUGGCACCACCAACGGCACCACCAACGGCACCAUCCCCGGGUCCGCCGCCGCCAACGAUGACGAGACUACCGUCGUCACCGAGACCGUCUCCGGCACCCGCCUGUCCCUCAUUCUGGGCACGUCGUACUUUGGCGUCUUCCUCGGCGCCAUUGACAGCACCAUCAUCGCCACCCUCUCCGGCCCCAUCUCGAGCGAGUUCAAGUCCCUGAGCCUCCUCAGCUGGCUCGCCACCGCCUACCUCAUCUCCAAUGCUGCUUGCCAGCCCAUCUCCGGCCGCCUGACCGACAUCUUCGGCCGCGGGCCCGGUCUCGUCUUCAGCAACCUCUUCUUCGCCGCUGGCAACCUCAUCUGCGGCCUCGCCACCUCCCAGUCCGCCAUCAUCUUCGGCCGCGUCGUCGCCGGCGUGGGCGGCGGCGGCCUCAUGUCCAUCUCCACUUUCCUCGGCUCCGACCUCAUCCCCCUGCGCCAGAGGGGCGUCUACCAGGGCAUCGGGAACAUCGCCUACGGCUCCGGUGCCAUGCUCGGCGGCGUCUUCGGCGGCCUCAUCAACGACCACACCGCCAUGGGCUGGAGGCUUGCCUUCCUCGUCCAGGUGCCCCCCGUCCUGCUGUCCGCCGUCCUCGUCGCCGUCCUCGUCAAGGUGCCCCCCAAGGCCUCCGACAAGUCCUACCUGGCCCGCAUCGACUUCUUCGGCGUCUUUCUGACCAUCUCCUUCCUUGUUCUGCUGCUCCUCGGCCUCAACGCCGGCGGCAACCUGGUCCCGUGGUCUCACCCUCUGCCCCUUACCACCAUCCCCCUCUCCAUCGUCGCCUUUGUCGCCUUCCUCGUUUGGGAGACCAAGGUCAAGCAGCCCAUCAUCCCCGUCCGCCUGCUCUAUAACCGCACCAUCCUCGCCGCCUGCCUGACCAACCUCCUGUGCACCAUGGUCAUGAUGAUGGCCAUGUUCUACGUGCCGCUGUACCUCCAGGUCAACGGCCUCUCAGCCACCCAGGCCGGCCUCCGCAUUCUGACCUCACCCGUCGGCGUCUCCAUCAUGUCCCUCAGCGCCGGCUACAUCAUGAAGCGCACCGGCAAGUACGUCGUCCCAGGCAUAUGCGCCCUCAUCCUCUUCAACACCGGCAUUAUCAUCCUCACCCAGUUCAACGAGGAAACCCCGGCCUGGGUCAACUACGUCGUGUUUUUCCUCGUCGGCGGGGGCUACGGCGCCAUGCUAACCAUCACGCUGCUCGGUUGUAUCGCCGCCGUUGACCAUUCUCAACAGGCCGUCAUAACUUCAGCGACAUACUUGGCCCGGAGUCUCGGGGGCACCAUCGGCAUCACCAUCGGCUCCGCCGUUUACCAGAACGUGUUGCGGAACAGGCUCUGGGACCGGUUUAGGGACUACCCCGAUGCCGCUGAGAUCAUCCGCCGCAUCAGGGACGACCUCGACGAGCUGAAGAACCUGCCGCCCGGGUGGAAGCCCGGCGUGGUAGACUCCUUCAUGGAGGCUUUUGGUAGCGUUUGGUACACCAUGCUCGGCCUGUCCAUCCUCGCCCUCGUCUUCAUCUCCUUGAUGAGGCAGCACGUGCUGCACUCGACCCUGGAGAGACGGUGAGGCAAGUAGACCGACGCGCCACGUACACGUCAAAGGAAAGCCGUUUGUGCGGCCCCUCAGCUUAAUAGACCGGCUAAAAUCGCUGCCAUUCCGGAGCAUCACGGUUGAGAGCAAUCUCAGACGCCAGAUCAGCAGCAUGUAGCAUAGUCUACUAUGUGUUCUGCCCGAGCGCCUCCAGUAAAUACCCUUAUCUAGUAUUGUAGGUCGUGUAACAUUGC
Colletotrichum destructivum is the source of this 2085-nucleotide messenger RNA. RefSeq names its product Putative major facilitator superfamily, MFS transporter superfamily. Gene Ontology annotation, biological process: basic amino acid transport; transmembrane transport. The record is from RefSeq and is a predicted model, not a curated record. Bases 206 to 1867 code for a protein of 553 amino acids. Gene Ontology annotation, molecular function: basic amino acid transmembrane transporter activity. The transcript is spliced from 2 exons. Lineage: Eukaryota; Fungi; Ascomycota; Sordariomycetes; Glomerellales; Glomerellaceae. Gene Ontology annotation, cellular component: fungal-type vacuole membrane.